AACUGCAAAAGAAAGUUCAAACAUGUCUUCCCGAACUCGCUGGUUCAAAGUUCUACUUGCUUUGAUCCAAGCAGUGCUGAUCUUUACUCCGCACAAUGUGAAAGCAGAUUUCAGUGAGAGUUGUGUCAACUCCACCACGUCAACUUCCUGCAUCCAUACCUAUGAACAGCUCUAUAACAGCUUGGCAAAGUCACAAAAUAGCUUCAACAUUGAAUCAGCUUUAUAUCCAGCCAAAAGACCUUCCUCAGUGCUCGUGCGUGUUAGUAUAUAUGGUCCCACCAACAGCACAAAAUCUUCCCAACCUUAUGCAAAGUACCUCUGGAGCAUAUCAUGUCUGUACGCCGCCAUUCCAGCCACACUAUUGGAGGUUUUGUCUCUUGGAUCCAUUCUUGUAGCCCCCCGGACACAAGACCUCGCCAUCCAAAUUCCACCUUUCUGUUGCAAUGUGUCAGACAAGGACAGCGACAGAGGAUCGAUUAUAAAAGGAAUGAUUGAAAGCAUUCUAGCGGCUCUUCAAGAUCUGGCCGUUAAACCAACAAUACGGGAUCCUACACUGAACACAGCUGAGUGUGUCAUAGAGGGCCACAAGACAGACAUAUCUGCUACAGGACCUAUUCGUCGUAUCUUUGUCACAAUAAUUUUAUGGUCCCCUGUUAGUUUUACUUUUGAAAGUUGUCCUUUGUUAGCGAUCAUUUUUGAGAAUUAUCGGAAAGUGGCAGAACAGCAAAACAACGAUAACACAGGCAGUAAAAUUCGUCAAACAAAUGAAAGUCAGAACUGUGGUGAAAAUGGAGAACACCGAAAAAGAAAAGAAAAAAAGAAGAAAUUUGCGCAGGUCGUAUGCAAUUUAUGUUGUUUGCUGGCAGUAACAGGUCUCAUAAUAUUAUCGGUUGCUUUUGUUUUUUCAAUUUGUUACUGCGUUAAGGGUGAAUUACGCUGGGAUGUCCCCUGGAUUCCUUUAUUGAUCUUAAUUGAAAGUAUUGCAGUCUUUAUGUGCAGAAAAAAAUGUCUAGCUGAAAUCAAAUGUUGGUCAGUACGUUUCACGAUAUGUGCGUCCGUAACUAGUUACCUAGCAUGCUGGCUGCUAAUUGGUAUAAUGAUUAAUCCAACAUGGGGUUUGACUGUCACAUUGCUGCUCGUUUUUUUCCUGGCUGCUGUCACGUUUGCACGGUAUAAAUAUCUUAUUGCAUCUGAGAACAAGGGUCAGGUAGCUCUCUCGUGCGUGUGUUUUAUUUUUGCUGUCAUUUUUCUGAUUCCAGUAGUAGUUAUGGCUGGACAGACAUAUUAUGGCAGGGAAACUGCAGAUGAAACAUUGAAGACGGUGUUGUUGUCUGUUAUCGGUGCUCUGCUCUCUUGGUUGUCCUGGAAGAAAUAUUUAUUAGAGCCUGCAGGUGAUUCACCUAAUGCUCCACAAAACGAUAGGGAAAUGCAGCUGCUGCAGAGCAGAGCAAAUGCAGAGCAGCCUCUCCUGGCAGAUCAAUCCAGUUCAAAUUUAAAUGAAUAAUCAAAUGGUGACGACUGAAAUUAGGAAAUAAUUUCAGGCACGUUUUGUCAAAAUUUUAAUCAUUACCCGAACCUUUAGGAGAGGGAAAUGAUUUGAAUUUUGACAAAACGAAAGUGAAAUUAUUUCUUAAUUUCACGAGUAUACUAUUUGAUUACCUGUUAAUAUCAUGGGUGACAAACUGCACUUACAAUAGUUAAGUUAGUUUUUGACUUGUUUAUUGUAUCGAGAAAUUUCGCGCCAAACGUUGCCAAUGAAAUUUUGUAAUUUCACAUAUGAAAUAUAGAUUAACGCUGAAGUUUCGCGACAAAUUAAUCAGUAAUUUAUCACCCAUGAUAUUAAAAAAGAAAAGCUGUUUAUCAGGUAUGUGAACACAUGCAAACGUUAGGGACAUAGUUACUAACUGAACUGCCAAUUAGAUUUUUUAUGAGGUGAUAGUUGGCGAGGCCGAAGGAUGCAUGUUUAUGACCAUGCAGGGGUCCAUUUCUCGAAGGUCCCAACAAAGUUUUCCCACCCGGAAAGCCAAAGCAAAAUCUCAAACCUUAUGAUUACAGAGCUGUUUUAUUAACAUAUUCUUGAUAUGAACAGAGGUCCCCUCCCUACAAGACGUUUCAGGCGUAUACACUUCUCUGUUUAUAGAUACAGAUUAACUAAAACUACCUUUGCAGGCCCGAAAAGUUUCCGGGCCUUUCGAGAAACGGGCCCCAGGGCCGGACUAUCCCUGAAGUCAAGUUGUUUAAGUCAGUCGCGCUCGUUUCAGCCUGCGAAAACAGCAGUCCUUCUUCGCUCCAGGACCGAGUGACGAAACGCCACUCGAGCCGGAAGCGAUGAAGGACGGCUUUUUUCGCAGGCUACGCUUGUUUCCUGGCGUUCUAAAUUAGCUGGUUUAGUAUUCAUUAGUAUUAAAUUGGCGAAAUGUAUCUAUAUAUAAUCAUAUGUUUACCUCGACUUGAAUUUUUGUGAGUUUUAGAAUUGUUAGAACAUUAGAAUUUUAAUAUUUUAGAAUUUGUCCUUUUUUGUAAUUAAUGAUUAUGUUGUCACCCGGUAGCUAAGACUGUGUGGCUAUAGUUAGUUAAGUUGGUUGCACCAUACGCAGUCUCCUGAGGAACUACAUAUUGACCCUUAGUAUCCUUAUCUAUUCUUGUAUUCUACGCCCUCGGAAAACUGUUCCCUUCUAGGAACAGAUAAUGUCCACGGACAAAUAUCUGAGCAUAUUUUCUCGCCAAAU
Orbicella faveolata is the source of this 2729-nucleotide messenger RNA. RefSeq lists its product as uncharacterized. The record is from RefSeq and is a predicted model, not a curated record. Lineage: Eukaryota; Metazoa; Cnidaria; Anthozoa; Scleractinia; Merulinidae.